AUGACGAUAGAGAAAAAAAAAUUUAUUAAUAACUUUCUUAUUCUUAAUCAUGAAUAUGAUAAAGCUAUACAAGCAUUUAAACGUGCUAUUCAAUUGGCACCAGAAUCUGAUUAUGCAUAUACUUUAUUGGGAAAUGAAUAUUCACUUAUUGAUGAACUUGAACGUGCUAUGGCAUGUUUUCGUAAAGCUAUACAAUUAAAUCCACGAAGUUAUAAAGCUUGGAAUGGUGUAGCUAUGGUGUAUUUAAAACAAGAAAAAUUUCAAUCAGCUGAAUUUCAUUUUACAAAAGCAACAAAUAUAUUCCGUACGAAUCCUGAUCUUAUUUGUCAUUUAGCAGUGGCUCAACAUAAAUGUAAUCGAUCCGAAAGUGCAUUAACAUUACUUAAUGAUGCACUUAAAAUUGAUUCAAAAAAUGCUCUAUGUAAAUUUCAUAAAGCUGGUCUUUUAUUACAUCUUGAAAGAUAUCAAGAAGCAUUAAUUGAACUUGAAGAACUACGGCAAAUCGCACCAAAAGAAUCACUUGUUUACUAUUUACUUAGUAAAGUUCAUCGACAUUUGAAAAAUUUUCACUAUUCAUAUAUGUAUAUGUCAUGGAGUAUGGAUCUUGAUCCAAAAGGUGCCAAUAAUCAAUUAAAAGAAAAUGCCGAUAAAUUUUAUUCAAAAGAUGAAGAUCUUUUACUCGGUAUGGAAGAUAUGGCAUCAUCUGUUACAGAAGAUGAUAAUAGUCAAAUGCAAUCCCAAAGUUCACUCCAAGAUAUACAACCAAUGGACUCAAGUGAAGAAAUUCUUUAA
Molecule: messenger RNA, 792 nt
Organism: Rotaria sp. Silwood1
Lineage: Eukaryota; Metazoa; Rotifera; Eurotatoria; Philodinida; Philodinidae
Source: the annotation of a GenBank genome assembly